This is a messenger RNA of Culex pipiens pallens (northern house mosquito), 586 nucleotides long. RefSeq names its product armadillo repeat-containing protein 7. The transcript is spliced from 2 exons. The record is from RefSeq and is a predicted model, not a curated record. Lineage: Eukaryota; Metazoa; Arthropoda; Insecta; Diptera; Culicidae. The coding region runs from base 50 to 586 and encodes 178 amino acids.
UCAACAUGAUUACAGCAUUAGAUUAGUGUUAUAGUAUUAUGUAUGUACUAUGUUUUCAACAGCUGAUCGACUGGCGAAGCGAACUCCAAAGGAGGGAAUCGACCGGCGUACGUACAUCUCCCUGCUGGUGGACGAAUAUUACGAAACGAGUAAUAUCGAAGCUAAGCAGCAGGUAACGGCCAACCUGGCAAACUUUGCCUACGACCCCAUAAAUUGGCCCUUUCUGAAAGAGUGGAAGGCGCACGAACUGUUCAUUGAGAUAUUGAACGCCUCGUUCGAUCCGGUACUGUUGAAUCACGCUGCGGCCGGUGUCUGUAAUCUCUGUCUUGAUUCUCAGACUGCUGAAUAUCUAAUUCUUGGAGGGACUGUUCGGCAAAUUAAAACGCUAGUCGCCAAGUAUCGCUCCAACGGAGACCUGCUCGGUCACUUACUGACGACGUUGAUCCAGCUCGGCCGAGAGGCAGUUCUCCUGGAGGACCAUUUCCGGAAAGUCAUACUCGCGCUGAAAAGCGAUAGUAACAAGAAAAUCUCCAACCUGGCCACGGUCCUUCUCGAAGACCAUGAAGUUGUUCACAAAACUGCUUAG